Molecule: messenger RNA, 1241 nt
Organism: Drosophila nasuta
Lineage: Eukaryota; Metazoa; Arthropoda; Insecta; Diptera; Drosophilidae
Gene: Him
Product: Holes in muscle
Exons: 2
Coding region: 246-848 (200 amino acids)
Source: RefSeq, a predicted model, not a curated record
UAUUUUUAUUUUUAUAUUCAUUCUUUUUUUGGUAUACAUUUUCCAAAAAUGCACCGACUUCUGCUGCUGCUGCUGUUGCUGGCGUUCUCACACCCGCUCUUCUUUUAGUCACGCACUCUCUCUCUCUCUCUCUCUCUCUCUUUUACUCUGGAGCUCAUAUAAGACACUGAGUAUGCCAACAAUUUUGAACAGUCACUGCGCACAGCUCGACGGGAGUACAACAAAAAAAUAAGCCGCUGAUCAUUAUGGGAGUCAUAUACAAAAUACUGAAACAGCAGCGUCAACAACAGCAACAGCAGCAGCAGCAACAUCUGAGGCAAAUGCAAUGCAACAAUAUGGAUUUGAGCAUGGCAACCAAAUGCAAGGUGCAAGCAGCAAUUAAACAGCGUCAAUUGCAGCGACUCGAGGUGAGGCAACAGCAACAACAACAGGACACAACUGAGGAUGCAAUUGCCGAGCAGCAAUUCCAGCAACUUUAUCACUUUCUCGCCGAGAAUGCGUCACGCAAGAAGCGUCAGCGACAGCGUCUCAGAAUGCAGCAGAUGAAAGGCGACGAUGCAGAGCAGCCACUUUGUGAAUUGCAAGCAACAGCAACCGGAGCAACCGGAGCAACCACAACACAUGACAUGGACUUGCUCAUGGAGCAGUUGAAUACUUGCGACAACAGCCAGCCAUCCAGCAUCAGCGAGGACAACAGCAGCAACUUCUGCAGCAGCAAUGCGACGGCGCCUAGAGAUAGCAUUCUCCUGAAGAUACGCCAUCAGAUCUUUGAGCGCAAGCGACAGCAAAGGCAACGCCAACUGGCGGAGUUGGUGGAACAACGUCUCGUUGUCUGGCGACCAUGGUGAAGCAUCAACUUUCUCCAAAUUUUUCCAAAAUACUUAUUCCUUUGCGCCGUGUGAUGUGUCCGCUGCUCUUCCAUUUUCAUGACUACGAUUUACUCUACUUACUUACCUUUUCACCUUUUUUUUUUAAAUGUUUUUUUAUGCUAGUUUUAAUACACUUUUUUUUAACGGAAAAAUAUGCAUAAGUGAUGUCACUAUAUACAUAUAUACUUUAUAUAUAUAUGUACAUAUUUCCUAUAGAAGUUUUAGCAGCUAAAAGUCCAAAGUCGUUUGAAAUUAUAUUAGAUGUAAGUUGGUGAUCAAAAAAGUAUUUCACACUGAAAUUUAUGAAUUAAUCAUUUCAAUAAAAGUAAAGAUAAAUAAGAAAACAAAUUGCGUUGAAUUUGAAAUGUAAAU